AUGAGCGUUUUUGUCAACGGGGACUAUUCUAAAUCGUACGCAAAGCAUCAACUAUGGCGUUUGCGUCUCACUAACAAUGCACAAAUUGCUAAAAUAGCCGCCUUUAAACAUAUAGCUUAUCUGUACGAUAUCGACUUUUGGUCGGAACACCUAAACAUCUAUGCACCAAUUGAUGCUCGUGUACCACCAGAAGCAUUUAAUUAUUUCGCUGAUUUCUUGGUAUCGGACGGCGUGAAAAUCGAAUAUGUGAUACAUAUGAAUGACAUCGGGGAAAUAGUUGAGAGGCAAAGUAUUAUGCCCAAAAUAUCUCGAUCAUCGUCAAAACUAAAUGAUUUUGCCUAUGACACGUACCAUACUCUAGAAGAGAUUCAUAGUUGGAUUGAUCAAAUGACUUCGACUUAUCCAGAUAUGGUUACACCGUUUACUGUUGGUAAAUCGUACGAAAAUCGAGAUGUUAGAGGCUUUAAAAUUUCAUCAAGCAAAACAGCAGCUAAACACGAUGGCACCAAAGUUGCUGCAAAGAAGGCUGUCUGGUGGGACGGAUGUAUUCACUCUCGAGAAUGGAUCAGUUCAGCAACAGUCAUCUACAUUGCCUACUCUCUUUUGUCAAAGUACGGUCAUGAUUCGGAUAUCACUCAUUUAGUUGAUCAAUUCGAUUAUUAUAUUUUGCCUGUAUUCAAUGUUGACGGCUAUGCAUAUACAUGGACAACAGAUCGAUUAUGGCGUAAAACGCGUAGUCCAACAUCGAAUGCUUCUUGUUAUGGCGUUGAUCCCAAUCGUAAUUGGGAUUAUCAUUGGUGUGAAAAUGGUGCUUCACAGGAUCCUUGUUCGGAUAGUUUCUGUGGUGAUAAAGCAUUUUCAGAAAUUGAAGUAGCUCAAGUAGCAAAAUUUAUCAUGGAUCGCCAGGAUACAAUUGUGCACUACAUCAAUUUUCAUGCAUUCUCACAAUUGUGGAUGUCAGCAUGGGCUUAUACAGCCACGCCACCGCCACACUUCAAACUACAAGAUGACGGCUCAAUUCAAGCCGUCAAUGCACUUCGUGCUGUACAUGGUACCCAAUAUCACCAUGACAGUAUUGCUCAAAUUAUCUACGUUGCAUCGGGUAGUUCAAUAGAUUGGACGUAUGGUGCAUUAAAUAUCACAUUUAGCUAUGGUGUUGAACUUCGUGAUACUGGUACAUUUGGAUUUUUACUGCCCGCCGAUCAAAUCAUUCCGACUGGUGAAGAAACAUUGGCUGCUCUAUCAGCCCUACUUCGUUACAUUGAAAAACAUGUCUAUGCAAGUGCCAAACGAAGUCAUCGCCAAGGUAUUUUUCAAACUAAUGGCAACUUAACAACAGCACACUAUCUUGACAAAUACAUUCAACAGAUGGAUGUCAAAUACAUUGGAGGCGAUGUUCCAUGGACGCUUCCAUUUGGUGAUCAUUUUAAUUCGUCCAGUUAUGCUUCGUUCACUGAUACAAAUAAAACUAACUUCAGUAAUGCAAGCGAUUUAGAAAUCAUUGCUCGUCGAUAUGAAUUCGAACCAUUGUAUUCAGUCAGCGAAAACCAAAUACAGACAAAACCUCCGAUUUGCAAUACUAAUACACAAUGGAUGAAUUCAGGCGUUCUAUUUGCUGAUAAAACAAUAGAACCCUAUGUCACCGGAAUUCAUCAAACAGAUUUUUCUGACGAUCACGGACAUACAUUUUGUUAUCUAUGCUCAAUUAAUCAACACCAUCAUGAACCAACGAGACCACGCGAUCAAUCAAAACGACGAAAAUUAAUUCCCUACGAUAAUCCAAAAGCGCUUCGAACUCGAUCAGCAUCGUUAGAUCGAAUUCCUCAAAAUCCAUCAAGAUUGGAUUCAAUACCUUAUCGAUUCAUUGUCCGAACUGGCACUAGAAAAAAUAGUGGUACAAGAGCUCAAAUAUUUUUAUAUAUGUACGGAACUGAAAGAAAUUGGACGUCGGUUAAUUUGCAUGCGCGUGCUAAAGGAAGCCCUGAUGGUUUUCCAACUGGAUCAGUACGAACGUUUUGUCUUCGAGGGCCUGAUAUUGGUCAAUUACAUUAUUUAAAUGUUAAUCUUGUUGGUGCUCGUUCAGAUAAAGAAUGGUUUCUAAAAGAAAUUGAAAUAACGAAUCUAGACACAUCUGUUAGUUGGCUAUGUGAAUUUAACUGUUGGCUACCGAAAAAACCUGACGAAGAAAAUGGCCCCAUAAGAUCAACUGUUCAACCAAAACGAAAGUCACCUACAAGACAACCAGAUAUUCCAAUCGAUAGUCUCUCCGUUUAUAUAUUACAAGUUCGUACUGGUGGAAAGCCUUUUGCUGGUACUGAUUCAAAUAUUCAAGUUACUAUUCGUGGAUCAACAAGUCAAACGCAAAAAUUAGCAUUAACAAGUGCUCGAGCAAAUCUAUUCGAACAAAAUCAAGUAGAUACAUUUGCGAUUGUCGGAUGGGAUAUUGGGGAUUUAGCUGAAAUAACUGUCGAAUCGGAUAAAAGUCAAUUAGCAGCUGAUUGGGAUCUUCAAGAAAUGGCAAUGUGGAAGAUCGUACCUAAUGCAGAUAAUAACCAUUCAAUGGUUUAUUUUCCAUUCAAUACUUGGCUGGGAAAAUCAAAGAGUAAAUUAAAAGCAAAAAGAGAAACAUAUCCAUCUACUGAUCAUCAUAUCAAUGGACCUAUAUGUUAUCAUAUAGUAGUCAAAACUGGUAAAGAUUUCGGAGCUGGUACAGAUGCAAAUGUAUUUAUAAUUAUCUAUGGUAAAAGCGGACGAACGUGCGUUCAUCUUCUUGAUAAUAAGUUAAAAAAUGAUUUUGAAGCCAAUAGAACAUCAGAAUUCACUAUCAUGGAUAUCGAUGUUGGAAAAAUCGAUCGAAUAAAAGUCUGGCAUGAUAAUAGUGGCGUCGGCGCGGCUUGGCUACUUGACUCGAUAGUAGUUCGUAAAAAAUACUCAACCUGCCGUUCAAUAGCAGACAUAUUCGUUCAACGUCUUGAAACCAUAAGUCACGCUUUAUAUCGGAAAACAUUUGAACAAGUAAAAAAAGAUUAUGCUUUACGAUUGUCGUCAACAAAAGAAAACGCAUCACGUUCAAGUGAUCGACGAAGUGCGAAAUCAAGAGACUAUGAUGAUUUAGCAAGUAGCCGUGGUAUUUUACGUAGUCCAAUUGUAAAUGAUAAAGGAAAUUUAAAUAAAAAAGUGACAUGGGACGAGCAAAGCUUAGGUUCACAAGAUGACCCAUUUUCAAUCAAUACAAAACGAAUGAGAAACAUGCAACAAACAAUCGAAAAAUCACGUCGAACCAGCGCUUCACCGCCUCAAAUGGAAAGUGGCCAUUUUGAACAUACUGCCUAUUGGAUAUCGUCGCAUAGUUACGAUGAUAAAAAAUGGCACAUUACCUCCAUCGAAGAACUGAAUCAAUUAGAUUUAGACCAAUCAACACGCAAUGCACUCUUAGUCGAUCGUGCAGCAGCAAAUCCUAAAAUAAAAACUCCAAUCAAUGAAAAGGAUGAUGAUGUUUAUGAGUUUGAAGCUAAAUCGUGGCUAAAGAAAGAUAAAGACAACAGUAAACCUGAAGUAAUCCUUACACCAAAAUCAGUUCAAUUAUCAACAACGACAAAGAAAUCAUCAACCGAGAUGAAAAGCGAUUUACAAAAACGACCGAGUUCAUCUCUAUCAAAAACAUCGUCUGACCAUCGUCCGGAUAAGCCCAUUGAGCGCGAUUCGAAACUUUCAUCGCAAUUUGAUCUAGGUCCAUUAGAGAGAUCGCCUAGAGGUUUAGGAUCAUUAGAUCGGCAAUUACGUGAUAUAUCAAAAACACAAUUUGAUGAUUCACAACGAACUGAUAAAAAACAUGUAAGCGCACCGAAACGAGAGGAAGAAUCUUUCAGUGAUAAAUAUCAUCGGUCACCCUCGUCACCUCAUAGCAACACUAGUAUAAAAAUUCCAUCAGCAAACGAACGAGAAUUAUUAUCGAAAGCUUCCAAUGAAUCCGCUCAUCGUUCUCGUUCAGCCAUUUCUUCCUUGAUCAAUACACCGCUUUCAACACUACCGACUCAACCAUUAAAAUCACCGAGAUCUAGUAAAGAACCAAUCAGUAAUCGAGAUUUAUCGGACCGAAUGCCAACUGAAUCGACAUCGAAAGUAGUCGCACGUACUACUGUUGAGAGACCAUCACAUAAAACAACUCGAAGUCAAGUCUAUAGCUCAGCGUAUGGCACUACACCGGCGGACGAUUUUUAA
Messenger RNA from Rotaria socialis, 4221 nucleotides. The record is from the annotation of a GenBank genome assembly. Lineage: Eukaryota; Metazoa; Rotifera; Eurotatoria; Philodinida; Philodinidae.